AUGUCAGCUGUGGGACAGCUUUUCGGAGGAUCCUUCCUCUCGGCGUUCCUUCAGGUGGCUUUUGACAGGUUCACCUCUCCUGAGUUGCUGGAUUUCUUACUCAGAUGGGAAAUCGACUUGGAUGAAGUGGAGUCACUGAAGCGGACGUCAGCCAUGAUUCACAACAGUGCUGUGAAACUCUGGCUCGACCACCUCAAACAACUCCUCUAUGAUGCUGAGGACAUACUUGAUGAGUAUGCCACUGAACUUCUGCGGUUAAAAUUGGAAUCUGCUCACCAAACCCAACAGGUACGCAACCCUGUUCCUCUCACUCCGUCAACUGAAAUUAGUGUUUCUUCUUGGUUGAACUUCGGCAUAGAAUCUGCAGUUAAGGUCAUCAAUGAAACUUUAGAAGGAAUACAAGGCAUUGGGCCUAAGAUCUAUAACAUAGCCGAAGAGCUGAGGGGAAUUAAAAGAUUUGGAUAUACAGUCAGGGAAAUCAACCAGAGGUUAAAAAGUGUAGCACAAGAAGGUGUUGCUCUAGGUUUGAACUCGAGCAUGGGAUUUGGGUCCUCAAGGCCCUUGGUAUUCAGUCAAAGGCCACCCACGAGUUCUUUGGUAAAUAAAUAUAAAGUUUUUGGCAGAGAGAAAGAUAUGGAGAAGAUUGUUGGAUGGUUGCUAUCAGCCAAAACUCCAAGUCCCAGUGACAAUGGCAAUAAUGUCUCAGUGCUACCCAUAGUCGGCAUGGGUGGAGCUGGGAAGACAACCCUUGCUCAACUUGUUUAUAAUGAUGACAAAGUUAGGAAUCAUUUUCAUCUGAAAGCUUGGGUCUGUGUAUCAGAAGAUUUUGAUGUGGUGAGGUUAACCAAAGAAAUUCUUGAGUCAGCCACUGGUAUAUCCCCUUUUUCUAAUUCACUGGAUUUGCUACAGGUGAAGCUUCAAGAAGCAUUGAGCGAGAAAAGAUUCUUAUUGGUUCUUGAUGACAUGUGGAAUGAGAACUACGAGAGAUGGGAUGCUUUAAGCACCGUUUUUGCAUUUGGUAAACCAGGGAGCAAGAUUUUGGUUACAACACGAAACAAAGGCGUUGCAUCAAUUGUGCGCACUGUUCCAGACGAUCAUUCUCUAAAAGGUCUAUCAGACGAGGCUUGUUUUUCACUGGUUAGAAGACAUGCUUUCAAUGAUGAAAAUUCUGCUGAUGCAAAUCGAAAGUUGAAAGUAUUUGGAUAUGAAAUUGUGAAGAAAUGUAAGGGCUUACCUCUGGCUGUAAAGACACUUGCUGGCCUCUUGCGAGAUAAAAGGGAGAACAGUCAAUGGAAAGCUAUUUUCAAUAAUGAAAUAUGGGAUUUAAGAGACAAUGACAUACUUCCAUCGCUUAUGUUGAGCUACCAUCAUCUACCACCUCUUUUAAAGAGAUGCUUCGUGUACUGUGCUUUGUUUCCCAAAGACUAUGUAUUUAGCAAGAUUGAAUUAGUCGUGUUGUGGAUGGCAGAAGGUAUUGUUCAACCAAAAGGAAGCAAACGAUUGGAAGAUAUAGGGGCUGGGUAUUUUGAUGAGCUAGUUAUGAGGUCCUUCUUUGAGUUAUCUAAUUGUUAUCGUCCUUUGAUGGAAGGCCCGUUGUUUAUUGACCUAUCAAAAGAAAUUCACAAAAGAUCAUUUUUUGAGUCAUCCAGUAACACGGGAUCAGGAUUUGUGAUGCAUGAUCUGAUCCAUGAUUUAGCACAAUUUGUUUCAGGUGGAAUAUAUUGUAGGAGAGAGUAUGAUAAGCCGUCCCAAGUUCUUACUACAACCCGUCACUUGUCCUAUGUUAUGGACAAUUACAAUGCUGAAACAACAGAAUCUGAGGCCAUGAAAAGCUUACGCACCCUUCUAACUCUAAAUGAUAUUGUAGGUAGUUCCAAGCAUAUUUUUCCCACCAUGCAAUUCCAAUUCCUGCGCGUGCUACGUUUUAGAAAUUGUUGCAAUUGUGUGUUGCCUGAAUCAGUUGGCAAGUUGAAACAUCUACGGUUUCUUGAUCUCUCGUUUUCUGAUAUUGUGAGGUUACCCGACUCAAUUGGAACUCUUUACAAUCUACAAGCAUUGACCCUUUCUGGCUGUGGGAGGCUUAAACAGUUGCCUAAAGAUAUUGGUAAACUUGUAAACCUUCGAUAUCUUGUUCUCCCUGCACAUUGGGGUUUCCGUAAAAUUCCAUUAGGAGUGGGUAACUUGACUAAUCUUCAAUUGUUGAGCACAUUCGAUGCGGGGCCAAAGAAAAAGUUGUCCCAACUCCGUGGGACUCUGGACAAUUCAAAUUUGGAAAAUGUAGGCAAUAUUGGGACAGAAACCAUGAUGGCCAAGCUGCAUCUUCUUGGGCUACAAAUGCACAACCUCACGUCACUCCGAGUUCUUCGAAUAUCAAAUUGUGAGAAGCUGGAGUCAUUAUCCAAGGAACUAUGCACUCUAACAUCUCUCCAAAGAUUAGUAAUCGGAAGUUGCGCUGAUCUUGUGUCCUUCAAGGAAACAAGAUUACCCGCUGCACUUCGAGAAUUGAAGAUCUUUGAUUGUGAGAAUCUGCGGUCACUACCCAAGGAGCUACACACUCUAACGUCUCUCAAAGAAUUACAAAUCGAUAGUUGCCCUGCUUUUGUGUCCUUCCAGGAAACAGGGUUACCCACUGCACUUGAAGAAUUGGAGAUCAUAGAUUGCAAGAAUCUAGAGUCCCUGCCCAUGGGACUACUGCACAGCCUCAAUUCCCUCCAAAGAUUAGAAAUUAAAGAGUGCCCUUCUCUUGAAUGCAUUUCAGACAUGGGCUUACCCACCGCGCUUCGGGCGGUAUCGAUUCUAAAUUGUGGGCAGCUGAAUUCCUUGCCCAAGGGGCUGCACAAACUCACAAAUCUUAAACAACUGGAAAUUGUGGACUGUUCUUUUCUUAUGGAGUGCAAGAAUCUUGAACCGUUACGUAUCUCAGGUCUUCAUAAUCUCAUCUCUCUUUCAUAUCUCACCAUUGGUGGAUGUCAUGCUCUUGUGUCCAUUCCAAAGGGCCUGCUUCCCAGCAACCUGAUGGAUUUUUGCGUCAAAGACUGCCCAAUUCUUGAAUCCCUAUAUGAUGGACUCUCUGACCUUACCUCUCUUAAAGGUUUGGAGAUCCAGAAUUGUCCAAUGCUAACACAACGGUACCAAAAGAAGGAAGGAGAAGAGUGGCCCAAGAUUGUCCAAAUCCCUAAGGUGAUGAUAGAUGGCAUAUGGCAAUAAAGUCUAAACACCACAUAUGGAUCUGGCCUCUUGUAAUAAAUUCUAUGGAUGAAGUACCACAGACAGAGUGUCUAUUAUGCAAACCCACAAUAAAGGCAGAGAUGCAUUGCAGCUAAUAUCAAGUGAGGAGAAUCACGAGAUGGAAUACUUUUAUUUGAAAAUGUUAAGAACCAACAAAAAGGGACAUGGCAAUUUCAUGGAACUUUAAUUUCUCUCAGAUGGAAUGCUUCUUUGAAAAUGCUCAGGAAUAGACACAAAGCGACAUGGCAAUUGCGUGGAACUUUUCAGCAAAUUAGUGCAACCUAGCAUUGUAUAUAUAAGGUUUCACUUUUCAGCAUCCCAUUAGUUUUCUGCCUACCCGAAAGCUUCAAUUGGCCACUAAAACUCAUGUGGGUUUAGUACAGGAGUAAUCUGUUCUACAAGUCAGCUGGUUAUGUUACGCAGAGGGCACACUUCCACAGUAUGUGGGUAGGUUAACUGUUCCAUCUCUCUCUCUCUCUCUCUCUCUCUCUCGCUCUCUCUCUCUAAUUUAUUUUUCAGCUCUUUGCAGAAUUAUUGGAAAGUUAGAAUUGUGGGGUUAAUUAAUUCUAUUCUUACUUGUAUCCUCCACUUUAACUAAGUACAUAAAGAGUACAAACAAUCACUAUAUUCUGUGUAUGAAAAGGUAAGCCAGUUAGAACUCAUGUCAGAACUAUUAUUGGUUAGAUU
Molecule: messenger RNA, 3915 nt
Organism: Telopea speciosissima
Lineage: Eukaryota; Viridiplantae; Streptophyta; Magnoliopsida; Proteales; Proteaceae
Product: putative disease resistance protein RGA3
Exons: 3
Coding region: 1-3207 (1068 amino acids)
Biological process (GO): defense response to other organism
Molecular function (GO): ADP binding
Source: RefSeq, a predicted model, not a curated record